AUCUGAGUCCUCUUCUUUGAUUUAACGUUCCGCUCACCUUCAAAGCAUCCCUCGAAAACGGUUUCUUUGACGAACAUAGUCUACUUUUUUCCUUCUCAUUCAGUCACUUCAAUCGAAGAAAAAAAAUGGCAAUGAAUUUGGGACAACAGAUUGGAACUCUUUCCGGCAAACAAAUUCCGACGGAAUUCGCCUCCGGAGAACAACCAUCAUCAGCAACAGCGAGUCCAUCGGCAGUUUGGAAAUCACCCGCCGGGAAUCUCCGAUCCAAUAGCCCCCAAGAAAAUGCAUCCCCACCUAUGUUAACACCGCCACUCACACCGAACAGCGCCGGGGAGUGGUCGUAUUUGAUCAACCUCCCAAUGCUGCGUCCGGAUCUUUCAGUAGCAUGCCAGGCAUUCGCGACGUCGUCGCCGCUGGAGAUGACGGUGGAAGAGGUGGCGGGGACGGCGGAGUGGACAGAUGGAGGUAGGAAGGAUGAGAAGAAAGGAGUGUCAGUGUUCGUGAUGAUGCCGUUGGAUAGCGUGACGAAUGGGAACACGGUCAAUAGGAAGAAGGCGAUGAAUGCUAGUCUUCACGCUUUGAAAAGCGCCGGUGUGGAGGGGAUAAUGAUUGACGUUUGGUGGGGACUGGUGGAGAGGGAAGCUCCGGGUGCUUACAAUUGGGGUGGUUACACCGAGCUCCUCGAUAUGGCCAAGAAACAUGGCCUCAAAGUCCAGGCCGUCAUGUCGUUCCAUCAGUGCGGCAGCAACGUCGGUGACUCUUGCACUAUUCCAUUGCCAAAAUGGGUAAGGGAAGAGAUGGAGAAAGAUUCAGACCUUGCAUACACAGAUCAAUGGGGAAGAAGGAAUUACGAAUACGUUUCACUGGGUUGCGAUUCUCUACUGGUCUUGAAAGGCCGGUCUCCAGUUCAAUGUUACGCUGAUUUCAUGCGUGCCUUUAAGGACAACUUCAAACAUCUACUUGGUGACACCAUUGUGGAAAUUCAAGUGGGAAUGGGUCCGGCAGGUGAGCUUCGGUAUCCUUCAUACCCUGAGGAAAAUGGGAUAUGGAAGUUCCCUGGAAUUGGAGCCUUCCAAUGUUAUGAUAAGUAUAUGCUUAGCAGCCUAAAAGCAGCUGCAGAAGCAGCAGGUAAGCCAGAAUGGGGUAGCACAGGCCCGACAGAUGCCGGUCACUACAAUAGUUGGCCUGAAGAUACGCCAUUUUUCAAGAAAGAUGGUGGUGGUUGGAACAGCCAGUAUGGUGAAUUCUUUCUUUCAUGGUAUUCUCAAACUCUAAUUGAACACGGUGAGCGAAUUCUAUGUUCGGCAUCCUCUGUUUUUGAAGCUACAGGAGUGAAGAUCUCUGUAAAAGUUGCCGGUAUUCACUGGCACUAUGGAAGUCGAUCACAUGCUGCUGAACUCACUGCAGGGUACUACAACACAAGGUUCCGAGACGGCUACCUCCCGAUGGCUCAAAUGGUAGCUCGAUAUGGUGCUGUUUUCAAUUUCACUUGUAUAGAAAUGCGAGAUCAUGAGCAGCCACAAGAUGCCCUAUGUGCACCGGAGAACCUAGUUCGACAAGUGGGUUUAGCUACCAAAGAAGCACAAGUUCCACUUGCCGGGGAGAAUGCACUGCCCCGAUACGACGAAUCGGCGCAUGAGCAGAUCUUAAAAGCGUCAUCAUUGAAUAUUGAUGGAUCCUCAAAUGAUAGGCAGAUGUUUUCGUUUACAUACUUGAGGAUGAACCCGUCACUCUUUCAGCCGGACAACUGGAGACGGUUUGUAGCUUUCGUGAAGAAGAUGAACGAAGGAAAAGAUAGCCGUCGGUGUUGGGAGCAAGUGGAGAGGGAAGCUGAACAUUUUGUUAAUGUCACCGAGCCUUUCGUUCAAGAGGCUGCCCUCAUGCCUUGAUCAAGGAGAUAAUUUUUGUCCGACAUAGUAGCUUAUAAGUAUAACCGUAUAGUUCAAUUUUCCCUCUAAUAUAUAUUAAGCAUGUAAAUUCAUCUCACAUCGAAUACGAAAAGGAAGAAACAAAGAAAAAAAUAUCUGUAGGCAUGUAAACGGGUCUAUUACAAGUCCCACCAGAAAUUUUUUUAUGACGAGAAUACCCCUAAGGCACUAUCCUCUAGUUUUUUUCGUUUACUGUUUUAUUGUCACAAAACAUGUUGUAUAAGGAGUUCGGUGUAAUUUGCAUAAAAUUUGUACGUCUUUCAAAAUUUUUGGGUAUUUGAUUAAA
Molecule: messenger RNA, 2214 nt
Organism: Gossypium arboreum
Lineage: Eukaryota; Viridiplantae; Streptophyta; Magnoliopsida; Malvales; Malvaceae
Product: beta-amylase 1, chloroplastic-like
Exons: 4
Coding region: 126-1889 (587 amino acids)
Biological process (GO): polysaccharide catabolic process
Molecular function (GO): beta-amylase activity
Source: RefSeq, a predicted model, not a curated record